CUCAAACAUCAAAACUCGUUGAGCGAAAACGAUUUCCAUUCUGAAAAGGCAGGGUCCUCAUAUUGUGAUUGCCAUCGAACUGUGAGCUGGUCAUCAUAAAUUACGUUUUGACGAACUGAACUAGCACUUAUCGAGAGCGUGUCUCUUUACGGAGUCAAAAUCAAGAGUUGAAGGCAGCGGGAGACCAUGGACGUGGCCCGGAUGUUACUGUGCCUGUUCUUGGUGCUGGUGUCUGAGAAGUUCCUGGUGGCUGCGUUCUCCCAGAGCCUGGUCAGCGACUUCACAUUCACACUCCCCGCAGGGCGGAAGGAGUGUUUCUUCCAGACCAUGAAGAAGGACGCGUCGCUGGAGAUAGAAUAUCAGGUGUUGGACGGAGCAGGUCUGGAUGUCGACUUCUCCCUGUCGUCUCCUACUGGACACGUUCUGUACAGCGAACACCGCAAAUCAGACGGAGUAUACACUGUAGAGACGGAGGAUGGAGACUACAUGUUUUGUUUUGACAACUCGUUUUCUGCUGUGUCGGAAAAGAUCAUCUUCUUCGAGCUUCUCAUGGACAACAUGGAACAGGAAGGGGAGGAGCCAGAGGACUGGAAGGAGUACGUCCAUGGGACCGACAUGUUGGACAUGAAGCUGGAGGACAUCAUAGACACCAUUAACAGUGUUAAAGCCCGGCUGGGGAAGAGCCUUCAAAUACAGACUGUGCUCAAAGCGUUCGAGGCUCGCGAUCGCAACCUCCAGGAAUCCAACUACGACCGGGUCAACAUGUGGUCCAUGACCAACAUGCUGGUGAUGAUGCUGGUGACGGGAGUGCAGGUCUACCUCAUCCGUGCCCUGUUUGAGGACAAGAGACAUGUGCGCACGUAACACCCCGCCCACUGGGAAGGGCCAGGGAGAGACGGACAGCUCUGUCUACACCUGCCAGCCAAUAGCGAGCAGGACUGUUGGUGAAGAUGAGAUUGUAACUCAUCAGAUUUUUAUGUACAACACUCACACACUCAUACUUUACAUCACACAUCCUUACAGACACAAAUGCCAUAUCUGUCCAGUCUCUUCCUCUGCUCUGUUCUCCUCUGUCUAGCUGCUGUUGGUCAGAGGGUCUGUGUUGGUAUCUGCUCUAUCUAUCUAAUCAUCCGUGGCGGGUGAAACACCAGCCAGACCUUCAGUUAUUGGUGUUUAAAAGCGAGCGUAAAUGAACAAGUAUUUCUAAUUUAAUGUGUCAGGACCCGGUUACGAACCCGGGUCUCCGGAGUGAGAAACAGUCACUUAACCAACUGAGCCACGAAUAGUCGGCAGAACCCAGAAGAUGAGGCAGACACGGCAGUACUUGAG
This is a messenger RNA of Oncorhynchus gorbuscha (pink salmon), 1329 nucleotides long. RefSeq names its product transmembrane emp24 domain-containing protein 5-like. Gene Ontology annotation, cellular component: Golgi apparatus; endoplasmic reticulum-Golgi intermediate compartment; endoplasmic reticulum. NCBI's taxonomy places the organism in Eukaryota, Metazoa, Chordata, Actinopteri, Salmoniformes, Salmonidae. The record is from RefSeq and is a predicted model, not a curated record. The coding region runs from base 187 to 864 and encodes 225 amino acids. Gene Ontology annotation, biological process: intracellular protein transport; endoplasmic reticulum to Golgi vesicle-mediated transport; Golgi organization. The transcript has 4 exons.